GUUUUCCGGGAACUGAAACUAAUAGCAAAGCGAAUUCUCCGAAGCUUUAUUCAGCACAAAAGAAAACGAUCUUUUUCUUUCAUGAAAUUCAGCAUCUUGUAAACCAGUCUUCUUUACAAUGGCUUCAUCUGAUUCCGGGAAUCAAGCUUCUCCAAUGAAGACUAGUCAAGACAAAAACGGAAACGAAAGCCUUGAAGACCUCAUAAGCAAAUGGAAGAGAGAGAAAGACUACACUUAUCAAAAACUAGCCGAUUGUCGUACCGGAGUGGAUGAAAUGGUACAGUCCCUUGAAAAGUACCCCUCAGGAAUUACAUGGACACAGAUUCGAAAAAGAUUUUYCCGUCAAGAAUCAAGUGAUGCAAAAGCUUUAGAAUAUGAAUUUGUGGUCAAACCGGCAAACAAAAAUCGAAGAAUAGAAAAUCAAAUCAAAGAAUAUAUCGAACAGGAUAUCGACAAAAAGAAAUUCAAAAUAAAGAUCGACUUCAACUGGGAACAAAGAAAACCAAACGUUCCUUUGGUUGUAUUCUGCAAUUACUCAUCAAGGAUUGGAUCAGAUGUAGAGUACGCUUUGAGAGAUGUUGAUGAUCCUCAAGUCAUUCUGGUCGUACUCCAUCUGUGUAGAAAAGCGUUGAUUGGRGGACAGAAUCUGUACGAUACGGAUUACCUUUUAUCAGAUGAUUUAAAGGGUCGAGUUGCAUUUAUAGCGCACUUCGCUUUUGAUGAUGUCGUCUAUGAUUGUCACCAGAAUCAACAAGCAAGAUGGCACAUAUGCAAAGAGYUGAGCCAAAAGUAGAAUAACUAGUCAUCGGCUUUAGCUCGACGUUUUAUACUCUUGUCAGUAUAAUUAAUUUUAGUUUAGGUUUUUGUCUGGUAUAAGACUUAAAAGAUCUUUAUKUAAAGUUUUUCAUCAUUGACAUUGUAUUGAUUCAUGAGACUUAAUUAAAUACAAAUAAACUAAUUAAC
Molecule: messenger RNA, 963 nt
Organism: Exaiptasia diaphana
Lineage: Eukaryota; Metazoa; Cnidaria; Anthozoa; Actiniaria; Aiptasiidae
Exons: 4
Coding region: 119-793 (224 amino acids)
Source: RefSeq, a predicted model, not a curated record